UCGUCGUUUUAUUUUUUGAUUUUAGAACGACACAACGUUCACAGGUUCAAUGAGUGGUGAUGUUUUCGUAUGGGUGGGAACGAGUCUUACCAGAGUUGUUGGGCAGGCGCAUUCUGGCCCAGUGUUCACUAUGUACACGACAAUCAAAGAUGGGCUUAUUGUUACUGGUGGCAAAGAAAAGGAACCAGCUGCUUCUAAAGAAUGUGGUCCUGUUAAAAUCUGGGACCAAGAAAUGAAGAGAUGUCGUGUCUUCAAUCUUGGACCUGGCUCCAAGCAACCCAUACCAAGAGCUGUUUGUAGAGGAGGUGCUAAGGGUGCAUUAUUAGUUGGAACACAGGACAGCGAAGUUUUUGAGAUCAAUGAAAAGUCAGCAGCACCACAGGUGUUACUGCAUGGACACUGUGAAGGAGAAAUAUGGGGUUUGGCAUCACACCCUGUGAAGGAUGUUUUUGUCACAGGCAGCGAUGAUGGGACUGUUCGAUUAUGGGAUGCCUCUACAAAGACCAUGGUAAAAAAGGCAUCUUUGGGUGGAGCAAUACGAUCUGUGACAUAUUCUCCUGAAGGUGACAAAAUCGCCAUUGGUAUGAAGAAUGGAGAAUUCUCCAUACUCAGUGCUACAUCCUUGCAAGUUCUCGGUAAAAAGCGUGACAGAAAUCAAGCAAUUCACGACUUGAGGUUUAGUCCAGAUGGUGAAAUACUUGCUGUUGGAUCUGAUGAUAAAACUGUUGACUUUUACAACAGUAAACCUGGUGGAGCACUGGCAAGAAUUGGUUAUUGCAAGGGAAUUCCAAGUUUUGUUAUUCAAAUGGACUUUUCUGCUGAUGGGAAAUACAUACAGGUUUCAACUGGUGCGUACGAGAGGCUCGUUUUCUCCGUUCCUGGCGGUCAGCAUGUAACAGCUCAAGAUAAAAUAGACUCUAUCACGUGGGCGACAUGGACAAGUAUGCUCGGUAAAGAAGUUCUUGGGAUUUGGCCCAAAAAUGCGGAUAAAGGGGAUAUAAACUGCACUGAUCUUUCCCACCAUGGAUCAACAUUGGCAACUGGAGAUGACUAUGGUUAUGUCAAGCUCUACAGCUUCCCUUGCUUCGACAAAUCGAUGAAAGGGAAGAAGUUCGUUGGGCAUUCAGCUCACGUGACUAAAGUCCGCUUUUCUCACGAUGACAAAUAUUUGUACAGCACUGGUGGUGAUGACUGCUGCGUUUUCGUUUGGAAAUGCAGCUGAGCACUCAUAGCAAUGCACACGGGAACUUUUUUCAAUAUACUAAUGGUCGUUUUAAUAAUAAUUGAACCGUAUUUUGACUUGAUAUCAUUGAAUUUUGUGGACCUUUGUUACGUGUAGUGAAGUUAUUUAUUUUUAGUACGUUUUGCAUACGAAUACUGGCAGUCGUAGUCAGGGCCGCGGAGAGGAUUUGUAGGCCCUGGGUCAAAACAAAAGAAAAAAGCAAGGCACACCGGAAGCGACCCUUUAAAGAGGUCUGGGGAAACUUUUUCAGACGGCUGUUGCUAAAAUUGCGGCUACUUUGGUUGCUGAAAUUGCGAUGAUGGCUAUUACUUCUCUAGUCUUUUCAAUAUAGUUAAAGUAUGACUGGUACACUAUCGUCAGAAUUGCAUAUUUCUUAGCUAUAAAAUAUGCAAUUCUUUAAUGUCGGAAUUAUUAUUAUUGAUGUUAUUGCUAAGAUAAUUAGGCGAUUCAUGUCAAUUGGCGAGAUAUGGGAGGGGUUCAGUAUUCUUUGAUUAUACACAAGGUUGAAGGAAGAUGACCUAGCAAAAAAGGAUGGCAUAUCUCCUAACAUCACCGGGUAGUCACUUUUUCUAAGGAGCAUCAACCAAUGCAGCUGUUGAGCAAGCUUUAGCCUUUGAAUUUGCAACGUUUAUUUUCCAAUAUUUUCAUUGCAUUAAGGUUGUUUCUGACUUUGCCUGCUAGUGUUGCAUCAGCUGAAAUGUCGUUCAAAUUGUCCAAAGCAACUUAAAUUUCCGAAAAAACUUUACUAAAGCCCCAUAAUUGACCCUUUUACAGAUGCAAAGACUUGGAAAUUGUUUUGUUAACUAACUAGAAAAUUACCUAAAGCUACUAGCUCUGUUUGACAAACAUAAUGGGGGUAUUAAUACUGUUGCUGCUUCUACCUUAUUUUAUUUAAAGGUUUUUCCUAUUAAUUUUUCUAUUAUUGAUAAUGGAGACACUGAA
Molecule: messenger RNA, 2185 nt
Organism: Rhopilema esculentum
Lineage: Eukaryota; Metazoa; Cnidaria; Scyphozoa; Rhizostomeae; Rhizostomatidae
Source: RefSeq, a predicted model, not a curated record